AUGGCGGUUCGCUCGCUGAUCUGCAGAUCUUCUGCCUUUCUGUUUAAGCCUCCAGCAGCUCUGUCUGCUCACACAGGCGCUGUGGGCUUCAUUCACACCGGUGUCAAACACAGCAGCGCCAAAGUAGCAGUGGUGCUUUCUGGAUGUGGAGUGUAUGAUGGGACAGAGAUUCAUGAGGCAUCAGCAAUCCUGGUGCAUCUGAGUCGUGGUGGAGCCGAGGUCCAGAUGUAUGCUCCUGAUGUGGCGCAGAUGCAUGUUAUAGACCACAGCAAGGGGCAGCCUUCAGAGGAGUCCAGGAAUGUCUUAGCUGAGUCAGCUCGCAUUGCUAGGGGUAACGUCACUGACCUGGCUAAGCUGAGUGCGAGUAACCAUGAUGCAGUCAUCUUCCCAGGAGGCUUUGGAGCUGCUAAAAAUCUGUCAACUUUUGCUGUCGAUGGAAGUGACUGCACUGUGAACAAGGAGGUGGAACGCAUCUUAAAGGAUUUCCAUAAAGCAGGCAAGCCUAUUGGGUUGUGCUGUAUCUCUCCGGUGCUGGCUGCAAAGGUGCUCCCUGGUGUGGAAGUGACUGUGGGACAUGAGGAUGAGGAGGGGGGAAAGUGGCCGUAUGCUGGCACUGCUCAGGCCAUUACUGCACUCGGGGCCAAACACAAAGUCAAAGAUGUCACCGAGGCUCAUGUUGACCCAAAGAAUAAGGUGGUGACCUCUCCGGCAUUUAUGUGUGACACGAAGUUGCACCUCAUCUUUGACGGGAUUGGCUCCAUGGUUAAAGACGUCCUGAAGUUGACUCGUAAAUAAGUGGCACACGGCUUCCUCCAACAAGCUGCACUUAGCUGGAUGGUAGUAAGCCACUUUUGAUUUGAUUGAUAUGAUUGAACAAAACUCCUAGUUUAUAAAUUGCAAAAUGAAUUAUUUUUCUUGGUAUUGCCUGAUGAGUGAAUAAAGUUCUGUGUAGUUCACUUUUAAACAAAGCCUAAGCAUGAUUACAGUGACAGACAUUAUUAAUCAAAAGCCUAUCUCGGCUUGGUUUUAUUUCUUCUAAAUGUCCACUAGAUGGUGCCGUGAUACAACCAGACUGAAGCUGAGCCCUAAACUGUUGAAUCUUGAGUAAAUCAGUAAUUUAGAAUAAAAAUACUUGAUUUAAACAUUUUUUGUUCUCAGCUGUUUGUAUUGAAAAUUCUUGAAAAUGGUAACAUUCGUCAAAUCAUGAAAUAUCAUUUUGGAAUCUGAUUAAGGUUUUAAAAAAGAAUGCUGUUUUAAUUCAAUCAAGUCAUUUUGAGGAAAAAAAGAAAUUCCUGUAUUUCUCUGUAACAUGGUCUGGUGCUUUGUUAUUGUUUGUAAUAGGUGAGCAAUGUCAAUAUAAGACACAGUUAAAGCAAGUGUGGUUGAUGUGGUAGCUCUAGGAAAGUUCUGACAUUGUAACGAAUGUAAUGUUAUGUAUAUUAAUAUAUAAAAUACUUCCAACUAAA
Molecule: messenger RNA, 1466 nt
Organism: Tachysurus fulvidraco (yellow catfish)
Lineage: Eukaryota; Metazoa; Chordata; Actinopteri; Siluriformes; Bagridae
Gene: gatd3
Product: glutamine amidotransferase class 1 domain containing 3
Exons: 7
Coding region: 1-795 (264 amino acids)
Cellular component (GO): mitochondrion
Source: RefSeq, a predicted model, not a curated record